AUGCUUCUUCCAUCUCCAACGUCAUCCACCUGCGAGCACUCUAUCCGAGUCUUUUGCAUAAGUUCCCUCCUUAGUCAACGACUGGACCGGCAGCAAGCUGUUUCCAAACCCACCAGGCUGUCGUGCGUGUCGGAGCCACUCGAAGACUCCGCACAUUUACUCACAUUAUCUCGAUCCCCCAAGCCCGUUCAGGCUUACUCUAUGGCGCCCAUUACUUUCGACCAAUUCCGAAACACACUGGCCGCCGCCGCCGCACAGCGCGGUCGCGAUUAUACCAACGUGUAUUCGAUGACCGCUCGAUGGGAGCGUGACGAUACCAACGCGGCUCAAGACUCGGAGCGCUUCCAGAAGAUGUUGAAGGAUUUAGAUCUUUCACCAGCCAUCGAAUUUAUCAUUCCCCACGAUCCGACCACUCCUGUAAACCGUUCUCAGAAAGCACUGUUAGACCUCAUGGAAGAGUGCGAGCCGAAGUCUGCAACCGAACACAACCUGAUGAUCUUUCAUUAUGCCGGCCACGGCAUGAGGAAGGGUGGAUCAUUUACCUUCGCUGAAACCAGAGCAGCGAAGAAAACCCUCGAUGCCGACCACGCUCUGCUCAACAAUAUCAAAGUCUGCUCCGCAGAGCGUAUUGAUGCUUUGAUCAUUCUCGAUUGUUGUUACGCGCACGUAGCGACUCGAGCUCCGAUCAUCCCGAAUCGAAUUGUCGAAGUGAUAGCGGCGACGAGCAUACAGACACCGGCGGCAAGGUCAGCGCCGCACAAUACAUUCACCGUCAAGCUGGCGGGGGAAGUCGCUCGUCGCAGGCGUGCUGGACAUAAGAAUGUGGAGUUUGCCGAUAUUUUCCAAAGCUUGAGGUCGUGCGGGGACAAGGUCAAAUGAGUCGAGCCUUGCCUAGGCAUCAACAGAAAUCACUGGUAUCUGGCAGCUCUAUCGAUAUCAAAGCUAAUUGAAACUUUGAAUAUAUUCAUCACUGUACGUACCGGAGAAGACUAGGACCCCUAUCUCGGCGGGGGAGUAAGUUUCCCUCUUUUUCAAUUUCUUAUCAG
Messenger RNA from Aspergillus ibericus CBS 121593, 1046 nucleotides. RefSeq lists its product as uncharacterized. NCBI's taxonomy places the organism in Eukaryota, Fungi, Ascomycota, Eurotiomycetes, Eurotiales, Aspergillaceae. The record is from RefSeq and is a predicted model, not a curated record. The transcript has 4 exons. Bases 1 to 879 code for a protein of 292 amino acids. Gene Ontology annotation, molecular function: cysteine-type endopeptidase activity. Gene Ontology annotation, biological process: proteolysis.